Molecule: messenger RNA, 1412 nt
Organism: Arvicanthis niloticus (Nile rat)
Lineage: Eukaryota; Metazoa; Chordata; Mammalia; Rodentia; Muridae
Product: aldo-keto reductase family 1 member C13-like
Molecular function (GO): oxidoreductase activity
Source: RefSeq, a predicted model, not a curated record
ACAUUGGAAUUCAGAAGAACCAAGAGUGAAGCUGGAAUUGAGACUACUGGAAAUUGGAGACCUCCCCCAGGACAUCUGGUGCUCAAUACAGUCAUUACAGAAGGAGUGCCUCUGGUUAUCCCUUAGCCAGGAAGUUGAUUGACUGUUCAUCAAAGGCUACAGGAGCCACAGAACCUGCUUAGUCAAAAGAGUGAUAAGCAAUGAGUUCCAAACAGCAAUGUGUGAAACUAAACGAUGGCCACUUCAUCCCUGCACUGGGCUUUGGCACCUACAAACCAGAAGAGGUUCCUGAAAAUAAGCCACUGGAGGCUAUCCAUUUAGCAAUAGAAGCUGGGUUCCGCCAUAUUGAUACUGCUUUUGUGUACCAAACUGAAAGCCAUGUAGGUCAGGCUAUUCGAAGUAAGAUUGCAGCUGGCCUUGUGAAAAGAGAAGACAUAUUCCUCACUACAAAGCUUUGGUGCACUUUCCAUAGACCAGAGCUGGUUCAAUCUAACUUGGAAAAAUCAUUGAAAAACCUUCAGCUGGAUUAUGUUGACCUCUAUAUUAUACAUUAUCCAAUGCAAAUGAAGCCAGGGGAAGAUUUGUUUCCAGUAGAUGAGCAUGGGAAAACAUUAUUUGACACAGUGGAUAUCUGUGCCACAUGGGAGGCCAUGGAGAAGUGUAAGGAUGCAGGAUUGGUCAAGUCUAUUGGGGUGUCCAACUUUAAUAGCAGGCAGCUGGAGAAAAUUCUGAAUAAGCCUGGGCUCAAAUACAAGCCUGUCUGCAACCAGGUGGAAUGCCAUCUCUACUUGAACCAGAGCAAGCUGUUGAACUACUGCAAGUCAAAGGACAUUGCUCUAGUUGCCUACUGUGCUCUUGGAUCUCAACGACCUAAGCGAUGGGUAGACCCAAACUCUCCAGUUCUCUUGAAUGACUCAGUUCUUUGUGACAUGGCAAAAAAGCACAAGCGAAGCCCAGCUCAGAUUGCCCUUCGCUACCAACUUCAACGUGGAAUUGUGGUUCUUGCCCAGAGUUACAAAGAGAAUGAGAUAAAAGAGAACAUACAGGUAUUUGAAUUUGAGCUACCAUCAGAGGAUAUGAAAAUCCUAGAUAGCCUGAACAGAAAUUUAAGAUAUGCACCUGCUCCAUUUGGAGAGGGACACCCAGAAUACCCCUUUUCUGAUGAAUUUUAAUGUGGAGACCUGUAUCAUGACUUCAACACACAGUCUCAAAGUUCUUCUAUAUGGAAAGUGAUGUAUGUGACAUCCCAGCUGCUGCUGAUUCAACAUAUGCCACUUCUGCUCAGUCUGAGCUUCCUGACAGGCCUCCUUCUUCAUGUAGAGCUGCAUCCACCAGUCCAGAACAUGACAUUACAUUUUCAUUAUUCUUUGAAAUUGUUGUAAUGCUUGUAAUAAAGGUCUUUCUUUGGUCAG